AUGGCAGGCUCGACUUUACUUGCUAUUCUAAAACUGCUGGUUAUUUUCAUAUGCGCAGGUUGGAUUUCUGUUUGGCUUCUGAAGCCAACACAAAUUUGGACCAGAAAAUGGAAACAUGCAGAAGAAAGCGCCAGUGAUACAAUUUUUGGAUACUAUGGUCUUAACUUUGCUGUGUAUACAUUUCCCAUAAUUGCUAUUGCUAUAAUUGGACUUCUUUUCUUGGAUUUGAAAGCUGGAUAUCAAAGAAGCAGAAGUGUAGGGAGCUCAUCAAUUAUCCUAUCAAAUCCACUGGUGGUGAACAGUCUACUGGGAAUCUUAUCCAGUAUUGAAAUACUGGUAGCUUUCCUUUUUCUGGUCUUCUUAGCAUGGACUUACUACUCUCGUAUUUCUAAUGACUUCAAAAAGUUGAUGCCAGACAAAUCACUGAAGUUGAACAUAUGGCAACUCAAGUAUCUCAGAACAGCAACUCGGUUUGGCUUGCUAGCAGAAGCCUGCCUCGCUUUGCUUCUUCUUCCUAUUUUAAGGGGGUUGGCUGUAUUUCGCAUACUUGGCAUUCAAUUUGAAGCUUCAGUUAGAUAUCACACCUGGGUUGGAACUGCAAUGAUAUUUUUUGCUACAAUACAUGGCGCUAGCACUUUGUUUGUCUGGGGGGUCAGCCACCAUAUACAGCAUGAGAUUUGGAUGUGGCAAAAGACAGGACGCAUAUACCUUGCUGGGGAGAUUGCACUUGUUAUCGGGCUAGUUAUCUGGGUGACUUCACUUCCCCAAAUUAGGAGGAGAAAGUUUGAAAUCUUCUACUACACACAUCAUUUGUAUACAGUCUUUCUAGUAUUUUUCUUGUUUCAUGCUGGGGAUAGGCACUUCUAUACAGUCUUCCCAGGAGUAUUCCUCUUUAGCCUUGACAAACUGCUCCGUAUCAUACAAUCAACCCCAAAAACUUGCAUGGUUUCGGCUAGAAUUUUCCCCUCCAAAGCUGUGGAGCUAGUUCUGCCCAAGGAUCCAAGGUUGAAAUAUAUCCCCACAAGUGUUAUAUUUUUGAAGAUACCAGCCAUAUCACAUCUUCAAUGGCAUUCUUUCAGCAUAAUAUCCAGUUCCAGGGCUGAUGACCAUAUUAUGUCUGUGAUAAUUAAAUGUGAAGGGGGGUGGACAAAUUCUCUUUAUGACCUGAUACAUGCUGAACUAGACAAAGGUGCUGAUAAGAGGAAGGGUAUACCUGUUGCAAUCGAAGGACCUUAUGGACCUGCUUCAAUAGACUUUUUAAAAUAUGACAGUCUACUUCUUGUUGCUGGAGGAAGCGGAAUAACCCCAUUUCUGAGCAUUUUGGCAGAAGUUGAUUCAGCUACAAGCAAAAGUAGAUUUCCCUCGAGAAUACAACUUGUAUAUGUCAUUAAGAAGGCACAAGACUUUUGUCUGUUACAUUCAAUCUCACACCUAUUACUCAACCAUUCAACUAGAAAAUUUCAUUUGAAUCUACAAUUGUUUGUAACCCAAGAAACACAGUCAGGGGUGGGAAUUAGGGAGCUACUAAACGAGUUCUUCAGUGUAAGAACGGUGCAUUUGAACAUGGAGUGUUCAAAUUAUGUGGCAUACGGGCCUGAAAGUCCAACUUGGAUGGCUGCCAUUGCGGGAUUUUGCUCCAUCAUUUUCCUUAUUUUUCUUAUCUUUUUCAACCAUAUUAUAAUCCCAUCAGGAAAGCGCUCCAAAUUGUCCAAAGACUCCACUCCUACUUGGGUUGUGGAUCUACUUUUGAUAGCUGCUUUUGUCCUAGCUUUAACUUGCAGCACCUUGAUGGCAAUAAUUUUGAGAUGGAGAAGGCUGAAGAAAGGGAUUCCACCUAUAUCCCAGAAAGAAAUUAAACCCCUUGAUCUAAGUUCAGCCGAAACUAGGAAUGCCCUUGAAGAACAUGAAGUCCAUUAUGGGGGAAGGCCUAACUUUAAAGAUAUAUUUGGCAAGUUCCGGAACGAAACCUGUGGAUCUCAUAUUGGGGUUUUGGUUUGUGGACCUGAAAGCAUGAAGGAAUCGGUGGCGUCCGCAUGCCAGCAGGAAUUCAACUUAGGUGCUAAGAGAAAACAACCCUGCUUCACUUUCCACUCUCUAAACUUCACGCUUUAGCAGAGUUAGUCAUAUUGGAGUUUUUAGUACACUUAUGCCUUUCCAUUCCUAAGUUACUUCAGAUUCACAUGGUUUGUGUGGUCUAUCAAGCCAUUGAUUUCAGUAAGCUUUCUGAGUACACCUACGAGUAUAUAUCAUUAGAUGUUUCAAUGUAAUAAUUAAAACAACCUU
Messenger RNA from Gastrolobium bilobum, 2283 nucleotides. Its product is annotated as ferric reduction oxidase 8, mitochondrial. The coding region runs from base 1 to 2112 and encodes 703 amino acids. Gene Ontology annotation, cellular component: plasma membrane. The record is from RefSeq and is a predicted model, not a curated record. The transcript has 8 exons. NCBI's taxonomy places the organism in Eukaryota, Viridiplantae, Streptophyta, Magnoliopsida, Fabales, Fabaceae. Gene Ontology annotation, molecular function: oxidoreductase activity.